UUCUUACUUGCUUUGGGCUCUCUCUCUAGCUUUCUCUCUCUACUUUUUUUUUUUUUUGCUCUCUCACUCUAGCUUUUUCAGGUUCAAUUAGAUGAGCCCUCUAAAUUUCUUGGCCUCUUUUGUCAUCUCUCUAGUUGCUUAGUCUUUUAAGCUCUUUAAUGGCCAUGUAUUACACAGAGGUUCUGUCUUUUAUGGUUGCUUCUUUCUCUCUCUAGAGGCAAAGCACAUAGUUGGUUUCCUCUGGUUUUUACCUGUCCACUGCUUAGUUUCUCAUUUCUAGUAGGUGGCUUCUUUUGUAAGAAUUAUAGUAGAGCCUGUCGUCUUCUUACUCUCUCUCUCUCUUUUGGUUUUUUAGCCCUUUACUUGCAAAAUAUCAAGCAAUUAUCCCUCUCUCUCUCUCUCUCUCUCUUGUUUCUUUAGCACUUUACUAGCAAAAUAUCAAGCUCUAAUUUCAAUCCUUGUUCAUAUUUUACGCCAGUCUUGCUUGCACUUCUUGUUGUUCUUGAGGCUAAGCUCUGGUUCUCGACCAUAGUGAUAUUUUAGGCCAAGAACAACUUGGUGGUGAUAUAUGGCAGUUUUUUUCUUCUAACAAGAAUACAAAAAGUGUGUAAUUUGAUCUCUUAACCUUCCUCCUUUACUUUGUAUUUCUAGUAAAGGUAUUUUAAUGGCAAUUCAAACAACAGGUCUCCUCUUUUUCCUGGCUAUAAUAACAUCCCAGCAAUGCCUGAACCUCCAACUCCUCUUACUCCUCAGUUUUAUCCUCCUGACAUGGUUUCUGAGCACCUGGCUUGUGCCUGGCGGCCAUGCCUGGUGUGGUCACCGAAACCCGUCCCGUAUCCCUGGCCCUGCCGGCUAUCCCGUCGUCGGUAGCCUCCCGCUCAUGGGUUCUCUCGCUCACCGCAACCUUGCUCGCAUUUCCAGUCGCUUCCGGUCCUUGAAACUCAUGGCUCUGUCUCUUGGCUUCACUCCUGUGAUCAUAGCCUCGCACCCUGACACCGCUCGUGAAAUCCUGUCGAGCCCGGCUUUUGUCGACAGGCCUGUCAAAAGAGCCGCAAGGCUGCUCAUGUUCGAGCGCGCCAUCGGGUUCUCGCCUCACGGGGAGUACUGGCGCUCCUUGCGCCGUGCCGCUGCCAUGUGUUUGUUUGCCCCAAGGAGACUUGCCGCGCAAGAGGCCUGCCGGCAGGCCUGCAUCUCAGACGUGCUCAGAGAAGUUGAGAUGUGCCGUGCGGGCGCCGUCCAAUUCCGGGGCGCGUUGCAGAAGGCCGCGCGCAAUAGUAUUGCAGGAUCGGUGUUCGGAGAAUUGAAUAGCAGAGAUAAAGAGGAGCUUGGGGUCAUGGUGAGAGAGGGGUAUGAGAUUUUGGGAGGGUUUGAUUGGGGGGACUAUUUUCCGGCCGGUUGGUGGCCGGAUUUUUGGGGGAUUGGGAAGAGAAGUGAGGUUUUGGCUGGAAAAGUUAGGGCUUUUGUUGGGGGUUUGGUGGAGGAGAGGAGGAAGGAGGGUUUUCAAGGGAGGGAUGAUUUUUUGAGUUUGAUGUUGGGGAUGGCUGAGGAGGAGAGGAUUGCGGAUUCAGACAUGGUAGCACUGCUUUGGGAGCUAAUAUUUCGAGGCACCGACACCGUGGCCAUUCUUAUGGAGUGGGCCAUGGCCCGCUUGGUCCUCCACCCUGCCAUUCAAGCCCGGGCCCAAGCUGAGCUGGACCGUGUAGUGGGCCUGACUCGCCACGUCGCCGACGCUGACCUCCCUAAUCUCCCCUACCUGCUCUCCAUCCUAAAAGAAACCCUAAGGCUCCACCCACCGGGCCCUCUCCUUUCCUGGGCCCGCCUCUCCAUCCAGGACGUACAUGUGUCCAAAUCCUACAUCCCAAAAGGCACCACGGCCAUGGUCAACAUGUGGGCUAUAGCCCACGACCCUAACAUAUGGCCCGACCCAUUGGUCUUUGAUCCAGAAAGGUUCGACCGUGAGCCCAUCUCUAUCAUGGGCUCGGAUCUACGACUAGCGCCUUUCGGGUCAGGUAGACGCGUGUGUCCAGGUAAGAGCAUGGGCCUGGCCACUUGCCACCUUUGGCUCGCUCGAUUGUUGCACCAUUAUCAGUGGCUUCCUCAUGUUACUUCAAACAAGAGAGAGAAAGGUCUUAUUGAUUUAAGAGAGAGGUUGAAGCUCUCAAUGGAGAUGAAAAGGCCCUUGGUUUGUAAAGCAAUGAUAAGGAACAGGGUUCCUUUUGGGUGAGUCGGUGAUGAGGAAAAGGUUAACCUUUUUCCUCUUAAAAAGGCAUAAAGAAAAAGAAAAAGUGUGGCUUUUAGAUGAGGGUGGUGGUGUACAGUGGGGUGCUGUGUAUGGUGAGCAGGAGACGUGUACGGUGGGAUGGGGGUUUGUGUACAGGGCAAUCAGGGGUUAUGCCUUUUACUCAGAGGAAAGGGAGGGAUAUGGGGUUGCGUGUGUAUGUAUAUGUGGUUUUGGUGGUGAUGGAGAUGUCCUUAGGUUGUAGUGAUGUUGGAUUAAGAUAUUGUGCUUGAUCUUGUAAGAAAGAAAUAUCUUAACUAUAAAUAUUCCACUUG
Molecule: messenger RNA, 2553 nt
Organism: Amborella trichopoda
Lineage: Eukaryota; Viridiplantae; Streptophyta; Magnoliopsida; Amborellales; Amborellaceae
Product: cytochrome P450 78A4
Molecular function (GO): heme binding; monooxygenase activity; oxidoreductase activity, acting on paired donors, with incorporation or reduction of molecular oxygen
Source: RefSeq, a predicted model, not a curated record